UUUUGUUACGCCCUGUCAGCCGACGACGGAACCACUUUCAGGACUAAAGUGAGCUCAGAGUCGGAGAACUUUGUGGACCUGUCGUCCGUCGCCUGCAAUGGCAAAGCGGCCGAUCGUAUACAUGCCGAUGGAAUUCAUAUUCUCAUUAAUAUGAACGGCUAUACCAAAGGCGCCCGCAAUGAGAUCUUUGCUCUGAGACCGGCGCCCAUUCAGGCCAUGUGGUUGGGAUAUCCCGGAACCAGUGGCGCACCCUUUAUGGACUACAUAAUCACGGAUGCCGUGACGUCGCCCAUCGAGUUGGCCGACCAGUAUUCAGAGAAGUUGGCGUAUAUGCCGAACACAUUCUUCGUCGGUGAUCACAGACAGAUGUUUCCACAUCUCAUCGAACGAGUCAUUCUAUUGGACGCCAAGAAAUCGGCUCAAGUGUUGGCCUCACCCGAGACGGCAGAUCCUCCCGACAACGUGUCGAUCGUAAACGCGACUGAUUUGUCGCCCAUUAUAGAGAAAGUGGAGAUUAAAACGAUUCGAGAGGUGGCUGUCAUGACCACAAUCGCCACUUCUUUGACUGCGAUCCAUCCCGUGAUCUCUACAGAGAAAGUGGAAGUCGUGAAGACAAUCGUUGAGUUGCCCACAACACAACCCGUGCAGGCGAUGAUCACCAAUGGACACGUCCAGACAUCAGUCAAUGGAAUUGUGGUCCAGAAUGGACUCGCGACCACUCAAAUGAAUAACAAAGCGGCCACUGGAGAGGAGGCGCCCAAAGCUAUAGUAGUGACUACUCGACAGCAGUACGGUUUGCCUGAAGACGCGAUUGUGUUUUGCAAUUUCAAUCAACUCUACAAAAUAGAUCCGCAAACACUUACGACUUGGGUUAAUAUCCUAAAACGGGUGCCAAACAGUGUGUUAUGGCUGUUAAGGUUCCCAACUGUCGGUGAGACCAAUAUCGUGGCCUCUGCUGCCAGUUAUGGUCUUCCGGCCGGACGGUUAGUCUUUUCAAAUGUUGCCGCAAAGGAGGAGCACGUGAGGAGAGGGCAACUCGUGGACGUGUGCUUAGACACG
Messenger RNA from Oppiella nova, 1059 nucleotides. The record is from the annotation of a GenBank genome assembly. Lineage: Eukaryota; Metazoa; Arthropoda; Arachnida; Sarcoptiformes; Oppiidae.